Fibroporia radiculosa is the source of this 3411-nucleotide messenger RNA. RefSeq lists its product as uncharacterized. The record is from RefSeq and is a predicted model, not a curated record. Gene Ontology annotation, molecular function: microtubule binding. Lineage: Eukaryota; Fungi; Basidiomycota; Agaricomycetes; Polyporales; Fibroporiaceae. The transcript is spliced from 8 exons. Bases 1 to 3411 code for a protein of 1136 amino acids. Gene Ontology annotation, biological process: mitotic spindle assembly. Gene Ontology annotation, cellular component: mitotic spindle midzone; microtubule organizing center; cytoplasmic microtubule.
AUGACGCUCGUGCACCUCCGGCGCGCGCACCACCUGUUUCCCAUCCGCCCGUACCUCCCCGCGCUGGUCGAGGCUCUCGAGGACACGGAUGGCGCCGUGCGCGAGUGCGCGCGCCAGUCCGUCGUGGAGCUCUUUACCGGCCCGGGGGUGACGGACGCCGCACGGGCCGACCUCAAGAAGGAGAUGACGAAGAAGGGCGUGCGCAAGGGCAUCGUGGACGGCGUGCUCGCGAAGGUGCUUGCAGGUGGGGGUGGCGGGGCCAGCACGCCGGGGACGCUGAGCGAGGCAGGCUCGGAAAACGGCGACGCCGGGCCCAAGGAGUAUGUUCCGCCAAGCAUUGCACUCAUGAACCGGCGCCCGGGGCAGAGUGCAGGGACUCUCACCACGGGCGCAGCGGGCGCGCUGCCACGGGCCGUGAGCCAGGGAAGCGUCAAGGACAUGGCGCGACCGUCGAGUCGGGCUGCGGUGGUAUCUCCCCCGCUCGCGGAGAGCGUGGGCGCCGGAGGCGGGAGCGCGCCAGACGUCAAGCCCGUUUACAUCGCGUCUACACACGACUUGGAAAAUGAGUUUGCUUCCAUGCUCCGGCAUUUCGAGGGCAAGGAGACGGAGCACAAUUGGGCUCCGCGUGAACAGUCCAUCCAGCGCGUUCGCGGGAUGCUCAAGGGCGAAGUCCACGAGCGAUUCGCGGAUGCUUUCUUGCUCGGCCUCAAGAAUGGAUUCAUCAAUGCCUCUCUCAAAACACUCGCUAGCCUGCGGACCACUGUAGCAACGAACACUUGUUCGCUCUACGUUGAGCUCGCUAUCACCCUUGGACACGCCUUCGAUCCGUUCUGUGACGUCUUAUUGACUCAAUUGCUCAGGAUGGCAAGUCUCACGAAAAAAAUUACCGCCCAGCAAUCUCAGGCCACGUUCGUUACCAUCGUGUCCCACACAUCAGCACAGCCGCGAUUGGUGGUUCCACAGCUGUGGAAUUCAUUACAAGACAAGUCCAUACAGAUGCGUUCAUUUGUCGUCGGGCAUAUCCAGACGUACCUGGAGGUGCACUGUGCGCAUUCUAAACAUGCUAUCGAAGCCGCGGGUGGCGCUGAGACCUUGGAAAAGUGCAUUAAAAAAGCUCUUGGAGACCCUAAUGCAGGUGUCAGAGAAAAUGCUCGCAGGGUGUUUUGGGUAUUCGAUGGCGUCUGGCCCGAUAGGGGUAGGACAAUUCUGGAUUCUCUGGAUUCUGUUGCGAAGAAGCAACUAGAGAAGGUUUGCCCAAAUCCCGAGGCACUGGUGGCGGCACCUAUCGCAACGCCCAAGCCAAAGAAGACCAGCGUCGCAGCGGCAAUUGCGGCGAGCCGAGCGAAGGCGAAAGCCAUUGCGACCGCGCCCCCUACGCUGAGACAUCAGGCGACUUCGACGUCUCAUGCGGCGCGGGCAAUGUCGCCAACCAGACGCGCCGUGUCGCCCGUGUUGUCGAGCAGCAGCUCCAUGGGUGCUGUGCGCGCAUCGUCGCCCGUAGGCCGGUCAUCCCCACCACGAGCGAGGAUAGUAUCUUCGACAAUGUCACGGUCCGUGAGUUCAAAUGCAGUGCCAUCGACGAGGUCGCCAGGACUGUCUCCGCCCGCUUCGCCGCCGUCCCCUACCCCUACCGCAGACGCAGCGUACCGUAGGCGCGUGUCCUCCCCGCUCGUUGCUCGGUCUACAUCGCCGACUGGCAAUGGCCAUUCCACGUUCAGACGCGCGAUGCAGACUGCGUUGCCAGCAUCGCCGCCAAGUUCGGUAGUCGCGUUCGGGACGCCGACGCCUCGGAACCCGCGAGCUGGCAUGGCAGCAGCAGUUCCCCUUCCUCGUGAAUCCUUGUCGAUAGCGGCGCUGCAAGGCGUGCACGGAUCGGAGGAAGAGUCGCUGCUGCUGGCGACGAAGAUCCCGAUUCCGGAAGACAGUGACUCUGAUAUGGACAUCGACGACUCGGUGAACCUGAUCUCGUUCUCGACGCCGUUCGAGAUGUACCCGCCGGCGAAGGGGACGCGAUCUCAAGCACCGUCGUUCUCACCGCAGUCGAGCACCUCGAGGCCCGGCAUGUCAAAUGCGUUGUCGACGUCGACCAGCUCUCCACCCAGUGGAGUGCCGCAGCCGAUCGUGGAAGAUGCACUGCGUGCACGGGCCGAGCAGGCGGAGAGUGCGGCAGAGCGCCUGCUGGAGCUGGUUGAGCCGGACGAGGAUGGAAUGCAGCCGUCGUUGAUCCCGCCGUCGCUGCUGUUGCGGAACGGCGGCGGGUCGCCGGGUGGAAAGGCGAGCGCGGCAAGCAUGGUGACCCCAAGUGCGGCAAGGACGACGUUGGCGGCGCCGCGCACGCCAGUGAACCGCCAGGCAGCUAUCAUGCGGCGGGCAGCGCUGUUCGAGGACAGUCCUGCACCGAGCAAGAAGCUGGGGACGCUGUUCGACAUGGUGCGGGGGGAGUCGGUGAACGCAGGCGAGUGGUGGAGAAAGCGGACGGCACUGAUUUCCUCCGCAGCGCCGGCGAGCACCGACGAUCCGGCACAUGAACUCGGCCAGGCCAUUUCCGCCCUUCAUGCCGGCCAUGCCGACGUCCCCGCCCUCUCCCGCCUUGCCCUCCUCUCCCUCCGCCAUCCCAUCGACGACGUCCCCACCCCCUUUGCUCUCGCCCCUUCGCCCCCCAUCCACUCGCACCUUCCGUCAGACACCGAGCUAUGGACGGGCCAGAAGGCCUUUGAUCGCUUGCUCACCGCGCUCGUGCAAUUUUUAGAUCCCCAAAAGGACUGCGAGACGCUCGAGUAUGGCCUCAUCGUCCUCUGGGAAUUGCUGGCCAAUCAGGCCGCUCUCGUCGAGGGCAGAGAGGCCGAAAUCUUCACAGCGCUUCUCCAAGUCAGGUACUCUGCUCGCACGUCCAUCAUGCAAGCCACGAAUAUGUUCCGAGACGCCCUCACCAGCCGCAUAGAGCCCGUGUACGGCCUCACCACCCUGCACGCUUGUCUCCGCUCCUUCCGUGACUCGCCGUCUCCGUCUCCGUCUAGCGUCGAGAUCAAAGAUGGAACGUACGCCUUCGGCCUCGUCGCUCUGGGUAAGUUCGUCCUUCGAUUGCCGCCAGAGGUCUUGGAAGAAGAGCUGCCGCGCCUCCGGACCACAUUGAUCUCGGCGCUCACGGACUCGUCCACCACUUCCUCGCUCGUCGUCCGAGAAGCAGCCGCGGCCUCUAUCAUUGCAGCGCAGCUUGUCCUCCGCGACGAGACGCAUCUGUUUGCGCUGCUCGACGGCCUGCCGGACGAUAAGAAGAAUCUUCUCACAUACUUAUUUGAUAAGCACGGCUCACGGGGCAACGCAGAGGUCACUGGGCUGACUGGAAUGGAGAAACUAGAACGAGAGAUGCGGCGCCUCGACAACCGCACGAGCACGCCUCCUCGCACUUAG